CGAGGCGGCUCCCGGGGACGACGUUCUGCCAGCCAAGCUACCCCGGGACGUCCCGGCCUGGCUGACGCUGCAGCCCGACGGCGUGCCGGAUGUCAUAGAGGCCCUCGCCACGGAUGCCUUGGUGGUGGCCACAGACCUCACUUCCCGCAAGGGGUUGUACAACAGCACUGACAGCGUCCUGGCCGCGCUCGCCGGCGAGCACGCGGGGGAGGUGCAGUUUCACGAUGACGCCGAGUGGAAGAAUUAUCCCGGCGUGGGCGACGCGCUGAAGCAGUUGAGCAAAGGGGAGGAGUGCAUGACCGUCGCUGUCUGCAUGCCCAAGGCCGUCUGGGCUGUCGGCGUCGGCAUGAAGGGGAAGUGUCGGUAUAGCGCCGCGAAGUUGGCCCUUGCGACCGCUAUGGCCCUGCAGCAGCACGACCUGGGCGAGGAGGAGGUGGACCUCUCCGAGUUCUCGCACUUCCAGGAGUUUGUGGACGAGGCCCGGGAGAGCAGGCAGCAGAAACUGGGCUUCUGAGCCCCCCAUGGGCCGCUGCUCCCCUAGCGCCGCCGUCGCGCGCCACAGGAGGCGGCCGCGCACCACCGCCAUCCCUAACUGCGGCCAGGGCCAGCCUGGGCCAGCGGGGAUGAGGGAGGCUGAGGUCAAGGGGCGAAGAUAUGCCAGCGCUGCCCCGAUAGAGGGUCCGUAUAUUUGAGUAUCCUCCCAUUCGGCCUGGGCGCCUUCAGAUGUUGGUGCUCAUGGGC
Molecule: messenger RNA, 741 nt
Organism: Prorocentrum cordatum
Lineage: Eukaryota; Dinophyceae; Prorocentrales; Prorocentraceae
Source: the annotation of a GenBank genome assembly